AUGAAAAAAAUUUCAAUCGAUGAUAUGCAAGAAGAGUCUUCCUAUUUGUUUCUAAGUCAGAUGGAAGGCCCUCUAAAGCAUCCCCAAAGAAGAUGCAAAGACAAUCAAAAGGACCUCCAAGCCAAAUCCCAAGAGCAAUCUUUGUAUGAUGCAAAAUUACAUAAGCAUCUAUCUAACAUAUCAAAAACCUCUAAAUCUCCUGUCAUUCUCUUUUAUGGUUCCAGUCGAGAGCAUCUAAUGAUCGAUGCAGAGGAUUUGAGCAACAACGCUGUUGUAGAAGUUGGUGCUUGA
Thlaspi arvense is the source of this 291-nucleotide messenger RNA. NCBI's taxonomy places the organism in Eukaryota, Viridiplantae, Streptophyta, Magnoliopsida, Brassicales, Brassicaceae. The record is from the annotation of a GenBank genome assembly.